CAACGUCAUGUGUCCACCUUCAUCCUGGCACACAACAAAAGAUCUGUUGUAGCCGAUCCCGCUCACAGCCCCCAAAAGAUAUCUUCACUAAUUGAAGUCACAAGCACUAACACAGCCCAAACUGUAGGACGAUAAGGCAUUUGUAUAGGCGAAUGUUGCGGGCUCAUUCUCCUAGGCUAUAGUUUAGCAGCAGGAUGGUCUAGCAGAAAACAGAAAGAACUGGAACCGGUGGAGACAUUAAUGACAGCAGGUAAGCACAGCUGAAUUAACCCAGGCCACCUCAAGAAUAAGGAGAGGAUGGGCGUCUUCAGAUACUGGUUGUCAGCUUGCAUCGUGGUAUUGCUUUUCUCCUCAGUGCAGCCUGAUGACUCCUCGUUCAGCCUGGUAGGGUUGCUGAGGAGCCUCUCUUCGGGGAUUCUCGUCCGCAACGAGCCCGUCGUGAUUGACAGGCUUGUACAACUCGAGAGAGAAUUGCACGAUUUGGAAAAGGAGGAUGUGGAGCGUAAGGAAAUCCCCAUGUUGGAACCAGAGCUGAAUCAGGCCUCUGAGAUCUCCGACGCCGACCCCACGAAGCAGGGACCCAAAGUCUUGACCAAAGAUGGCAUUAUUAGAGGCAAAACCGUGGACAAGGCACACAUAUUUUACGGCAUCCCAUUCGCAGAUCCGCCACUGGCCGCAUACCGAUGGAAACCGCCCAGACCUGUGAGCCCAUGGAAAGGAGAGUAUGAUGCCACCUUCCCCAGGGCUGCGUGCAUGCAGGGCUGUAUUGGGCCCAUCUCUGAAGAGUGCCCAGCUAAGGUGAGUGAGGACUGCCUCUACCUGAACAUCUUUGUCCCUCGGAGUGUGGACUUCACCUCCCCUCUGCGCUCCCCCAUGCCCGUGAUGGUGUGGGUCCAUGGGGGUGACUUCAUUGCCGGAACAGCCUCCAAGCCCCUGUACGACGGCCGCUUUAUCAGCAACUUCACCCACACCUUGGUGGUGAGCGUGGCCUACCGUCUGGGGGCUUUUGGCUUCCUGGUUUCCGGUAAAGAUUCUAAGACCUCGGCUGUGGGGAAUUAUGGUAUUUUGGAUCAGCAGGCAGCCCUCCUUUGGAUCCAACAAAACAUAGCAGUGUUUGGAGGUGACCCGACCAAGGUGACCAUAUUUGGGGAGAGUGCUGGAGCCCAGAGUGUGAGUCUACACCUGAUGAUCCAGAGCAGCAAGCCGCUCUUCAAGCAGGCCGUCUUCCAGAGUCUGCCCUUCUCCAUCCCUCUCAAGACCAGACAUGAUGCCCUGAAGCUGGGGAAGGACUUUGCCAAGCAGGCCAACUGCUCAGUGAAGGACAUCGUGUGCCUGCUGUCCCUUAGCCCCCAGGCUGUUCUCGCUGCGCAGAUGAAGUCCAGCUCAAAGGUGAUCAACCCAUUCCGGUUCCUGGAGAUUUUUGAGACCUGGGGGCCUUUCAUUGAUGGAGAGCUCAUCAAAGAGCAGGCUGUGACUGCCUUCCAGAAGGGACACUGGCAAAAAGAGAAGCCAGUGCUCUUGGGCACCACAUCAGAGGAGGGGGUAAUAUUUGUGUUUGGGGUCUUUACCAAACCCGUGUCUCCAGUGGAGUGCACAGUCUACACCACGGCCAUCUUUAAACAGCACACCAUCCGCAUCCUGCGCAAGUACCUGCCGCUCUACAAGGAUGCAGACCGAAGGGACAUGCUGUCUCAGAUCGUGACCGACUACGUGUUCCUGUGUCCGUCCCGUCGCGCGGCUCGUGCCGGAGCUCUGGCGGGCAGCUCGGUGUGGAUGUACGUGUUCGACCACGUGGCCAGCGACCCGCGCGUCUGGUCGGGCAUGUCCAUGUGCUACGAGCACGUGUGCCACGGCGCCGAGCUGCCCUUCCUCUUCGACUCGGCCGGCGUGGGCAACUUCUCGCUGGCGCCGCCCGAGCGCCUGCUCUCCAACCGCAUGCUGUGCUACUGGGGCGCGUUCGCGCACGCCGGAAACCCCAGCUCGCCGAAGAGCAACUUCUGCCUGCAGCAGCGUCCGCCCGCCUGGCCGCAGUACGCCGGCUCGUCCAGCUGGCUCGUCAUGAACUUCACCGUGCACUCGCACGCGCAGGCCGGCUCUCGCAACGACAUCUGUGACUUCUGGGACAAGUUGGGCAUCUACUGAGUCCCUCUCCAGGAAAGGACGUUUUGGGGGAGGGGUAAGCACACAGGCCAGGUGAGGUACACCUAAUGGUCACCUUACACCAAACAACUUUCAUCUUUCAAGAAUCUUUCCCAAAUCUUGUCAAAGUUGUUUGGUGUAAGGAGGCCAUAAGAUGAGAUGAAACUGUAUUUAAUGUAAGGGGGGAUGUCAGGUAAUCUGUAGUGAGGUGAGAAGGAUAGUUGUAGGGCUGUUGUGAUUUUUUUUUGCCCAGCCUUUUCCCGGAGUCAGUUUAGGUCAUUAUGGUAGAGCAGUUUUGUAGGCGCGGUUGUAGGAUCAGUUAGUCACACUAACACAGUCUGCACACGCUCAGUGCAACUGAACAUAUGAGUACAUACCCCCCCACCCCAACCCCGUACUCUCUACACUGACAGGCUCGUUGACCUCUGACCCCAGGGGCAGGAGGUAAUGAGGGGUUUGUGUGCUGCAAAGCCCCACUCAAAAGGACUGCAACCAAAGGAGCUGUGCGAGACAUGUUCAAGGAAGGAGAAGAGAGAAAGAGCAAGAGGGAGAUCCUUUUAUAUAUUAACACAGAUUCUUUUCUUUCUUGUUGCUUUGAAUAACCAUUUUCUUCACUCACCAACCUGCUGUACAGAAUGAAUGCUCUCACUGGACAUUUUUUAUUUCAGAAGACUAUGCAGGUAAAAUCAUUUCAAAGGGCCUAAGUGUAUGUUGAUAAAAGCUUGGGGGAGCGUUCUGAAUGAUAAAAAAAAGACUGUUGUGUUAUUCACGUGCCACGUCCUGAGGCACUAUGAUGUUCUCUGAUGAGGGUAAAAUAAAACAUUUCAAAUAAAAAUCUAUACCACC
Molecule: messenger RNA, 2985 nt
Organism: Alosa alosa (allis shad)
Lineage: Eukaryota; Metazoa; Chordata; Actinopteri; Clupeiformes; Clupeidae
Product: crystal protein
Molecular function (GO): cholinesterase activity
Source: RefSeq, a predicted model, not a curated record